AUGCGUUUCAAUUUAUUGAUUUCUCGUCAAUUUUCUACUCUCAUCCAAACCCAUUUAUCUUCAUCCCUCGACAUCAAAAUCAAAGCCUUGGUUCAACAGGGACACUAUCAAGAAGCCCUCAAAGCAUCCACCAAAGCAUCCAAUUUUUCAAAAUUCACCUUCCCUUCUCUCCUCAAAGCCUGUGCUUCUCUGGAGAAUCUCCGGUAUGGCAAAACACUUCACUCAGAAAUCAUCAAGACGGGCCUUAUUUUUGACCCUUACAUUACUGCUUCACUCAUCAAUAUGUACGUGAAAUGUGGGUCACUUUGCAUUGCAGUCAAACUGUUUGAAAAUGUGUCUCAUUGUGAAGUUUUGGUACAAGAUGUUACGCUUUGGAAUUCUAUGAUCGAUGGCUUCUUGAAAAAUGGAUAUUUUGAGGAGGGUGUGGUUCAGUUCCGUCGAAUGCAGGUGUCGAAUGUCAAGCCUGAUGGGUACACUUUGUGUAUUCUUCUUGGAGUGUGUAAUGGCAUUUCGAAUUUUUCAUAUGGGAGGAAAAUUCAUGGUUAUGUCGUAAGAAACAUUUUUGAUGAUGACCCUUUUGUAAUCACUGCGCUGAUUGAUAUGUAUUCAAACUUUAAUAGGCCAGUGGAUGCUUGGAAUGUUUUUGAAAAGGUGGAAAAUAACUGUAACAUUGCAGUGUGGAAUGCAAUGAUCAAUGGCUUCGGCAAAAAGGGAUUCUGGAGAGAUGCCUUCGAGUUGUACUCUAUGGUAAAAUUUAAGGGUCUUGAAUUGGGAUCCACAUCAUUUUCGACUGUUCUAACAGCCUGUUCACAGGGUGAGGAUAUAGAUUGCGGUAGACAGCUCCAUUGUGAUGUGAUUAAGGCAGGUUUUGAGAGUGAUCCUUAUGUCAGUACUUCUCUUUUAACGUUGUAUUCAAAAUGUGGAUUUGUGGAAGAUGCAGAGAAACUUUUUCAUUCAAUAGCAGGUAAAGAGGUUGGAAUGUGGAAUAGUAUGAUCUCGGCGUAUGUUAAUUGUGAAUGCCCUCAUAGUGCAGUGGAAGUCUAUUAUCGGAUGCGAUUUAGAGCAAUCACACCUGAUUCUUUCACCAUAUCCAAUGUAUUGAUAGCUUGCAGUAUGAUUGGAUCAAUUGAGUUUGGUAGGAUGAUUCAUGGGGAAUUGUGGAAGAGACCAAUAAAGGAUAAUGUUUCAGUGCAAAGUGCCCUGUUGACGAUGUACUCAAGGUUUGGGAGAUUGGAGGAUGCAUUUGAACUUUUUGUUAAAAUGAAGGAAAAGGAUAUUGUAACAUGGGGCUCUAUGAUAUCGGGUAAUUGUGAGAAUAGAAAAUUCAAGGAAGCACUAGAUUUAUUUAAAGCAAUGAAGUCUGAUGGUGUGGAACUAGAUCCUAAUGUUAUAGCAAGUGCAAUCAAUGCUUGUGUAGAACUUAAUGAUACCAAACUAGGUUGCUGUAUUCAUGGAUUCACAAUUAAGAAAGGACUGGAAUCAGAUGUUUUUACGGGUAGUUCUCUGAUAGAGUUAUAUUCUAAAUGUGGACAACCAGAAAAGGCUGGAAAUGUUUUUUCUGAUGUCUCAAAUAAGAAUUUGGUGGUCUGGAAUUCGUUAAUUUCAUGCUAUUGCCAGAAUGGCAUCCCAGAUGUCUCCAUUAGUCUUUUUCCUCAGAUUCUGCAGAAUGGCUUGUACCCAGACUCUGUUUCAAUCACCAGUGUCCUUUCUGCAGUUUCAUCGGUGGCAGCAUUGCUCAAGGGAAAGGCGGUACACAGUUACUAUAUAAGACUCCAAAUUCCUGAAGAUAUUCAAGUAGAAAAUGCAUUACUAAACAUGUACCUCAAGUGUGGAUGCUUAAAACAUGCACAACAUUUGUUUCAAAUUAUGUCGAAAAGAAACGUCAUAACUUGGAAUUCAAUGAUUGCUGGUUAUGGAUCACAUGGUGAAAUCCAUAAAGCCAUCAAAUUGUUCAACGAGAUGAGAAAUUCAGGAACAGUACCUGAUGAAGUAACAUUCCUUUCCUUGAUUUCCUCUUGCAAUCAUGCUGGUUUCACUGAUGUAGGUCUGCAUCUAUUUCAUUUAAUGAGAGAACACAGACUUGAACCCAAAAUGGAGCACCACAUAAAUAUAGUGGACUUGCUGGGCCGUGCUGGACGCUUAGAGGAUGCUCUCAGUUUCAUACAGAAUAUGUUCAUUGCACCAGACCGUGGCAUUUGGCUAUCUUUAUUGUCUGCCUGUCGAAUUCAUCACAAUGUUGAGCUUGGAGAGUUGGCUGCUGAUAACUUGCUAAAGUUAGAACCAACCAGAGGCAGCAAUUACGUUCAACUGUUAAACCUAUAUGUAGAAGUUGGAUUACUGGAGAAAGCCGCUAACUUAAGGGCAUUGAUGAGGCAAAAGGGACUGACAAAGGUCCCUGGAUGCAGUUGGAUCGAGCUGAAAAAUAAAGUUGAUGUUUUCUACUCGGAGGAUUCAUCCUGUCCAAGUGCGGUUGAGAUUUAUGAUACUCUCGAUAGACUUAAGAAUAACAUGAAGAAGGUAAAAUUGUAUUCUGAAGCUGGCGAGGCAUUACAAGAAUCCGGAUGA
Molecule: messenger RNA, 2565 nt
Organism: Olea europaea var. sylvestris
Lineage: Eukaryota; Viridiplantae; Streptophyta; Magnoliopsida; Lamiales; Oleaceae
Product: pentatricopeptide repeat-containing protein At2g40720-like
Exons: 1
Coding region: 1-2565 (854 amino acids)
Biological process (GO): RNA modification
Molecular function (GO): protein binding; RNA binding
Source: RefSeq, a predicted model, not a curated record